GCCUGUCUCUUUCCCUGUCUGUGUGCAUGCAUGCUGCGCAGUCAUCAACACAUGCAGGAGAGAUGCUCCCAUCCUGGGCUUUGUUUUUCAGCGCAGUGUGCCUGUGCAGCUUGUCCCAACCCGGACACACGAAGAAGACAGCCAGGUGUCCUUCAACAUGCAGCUGCUCCAAGGAGUCCAUCAUAUGUGUCGGGUCCUCAUACGUGCCCAGGAUAAGCCCCAACGACAUCAUUUCUUUGUAAGUACGGAGCAUAGUCAACGGGACCUUCUCCGAGGUCAAAGAGGCCAUGUUUUCUCACAUGCCAUCACUCCAAUUACUGCUCCUGAACUCCAAUUCCCUGACGACCAUAAGAGACGACGCAUUCUCGGGCCUAGCGCAUUUGGAGUAUCUGUUCAUAGAGAGUAACAAGGUAGAGACUGUAUCCAAAUAUGCCUUCAGAGGACUUAGGGACCUGACCCACUUGUCUUUGGCAAACAACAACAUCAAGGCUCUGCCUCGGGACCUCUUCAAUGGUCUGGACUCUCUCAUCGAGCUGGACCUCCGAGGCAACACCUUCGAGUGCGACUGCCGAGCCAAGUGGCUGAUGACGUGGCUGAGGAGCACCAACGCCACGGCGUCCGAUGUCGUGUGCGCUGGACCGGAGGACGUGAAGGACAAGCGUCUCAACGAUAUGAUCAUGAGUAGCGAGUGCAUCUCAACAGAUUUUGUCCUUCAUCAGACGGUGACUUCGGAGUCCCUCUCCAUAGACACCUUCAGCUACAAGAACGACGUCUUUGUGGCCAUCGCGGCUCCUAGCGCAGAGAGCUGCAUGGUCCUCCAGUGGGACCACAUAGAGAUGAACUUUCGAACCUACGACAACAUCACAGGUCAGUCCAUCGUGGGCUGCAAGUCAGUGGUCAUCGAGGAGCAGGUGUUCAUCAUAGUGGCUCAGCUCUUUGGCGGCUCGCACAUCUACAAGUUCGAUGAGGACCAAAGCACGUUCACCAAAUUCCAGGACAUCGAGGUGUCCAAGGUCUCCAAGCCCAAUGACAUCGAGACCUUCCGGAUCGGAGCCGACCGAUUCUUCGUAAUCGCCGACAGCUCCAAAGCGGGCCUGUCCACGCUGUACAAAUGGAACGACAGCGGGUUCUACUCCUACCAGUCCCUCCACGAGUGGUACCGCGACACCGACGCAGAGUUCUUGGACCUGGACGGGAAAGCCCACCUGGUGUUAGCGAGUCGCUCUCAGGUACCGGUGAUCUACCAGUGGAGCCGCAGCAACCAGAAGUUCGUCCUCCAGGGCGAGAUCCCAAACACGGAGGACGUGGUCGCCGUGAAGCACUUCCGCAUGCAGGAAGAGCUCUACCUGGCCAUGACACGCUACAUCGGAGACUCUAAGGUCGUGCACUGGGGCGCCAAGCAGUUCUCGGAGAUUCAAGCGCUGCCGUCACGCGGUGCCAUGAUCCUCCAGCCGUUCUCCUUCAAAGAUCGCCACUACCUGGCGCUGGGAAGCGAUUACACCUUCUCACAGAUCCUUCUGUGGGACGGCGAGCAGAAAACGUUUGAGCGCUUUAAGGAGGCUUACAUACAGGCGCCGCGCUCUUUCACCGCCGUGUCCACCGACCGCCGGGACUUCCUGUUCGUGUCCAGCUUCAAGGGGACCACGCAGAUCCUGGAGCACGUCCUCAUUGACUUGAGCCUAUGAGCGCAGUUCGUCUCCUACGAUCCAACAUCUUCCAUACAAAAAAAACGAGCCGACUAGUUCGGAAUGUAAAAUCAUCGAUCGUCCGCAGAUUCUUUUUCCAAACUUUUCUGAGAGGCCAGGUUUAACAACUUGUCCGCUAUGUUGCCUUAUCUGCUUGAUGCUCCGACAGGCUCACGGCGCCCUCUUGCUGUGACGACCAAGCAUCCCACCUGUUUUUUGCUUACCGUGUGCAGGGAAUGUCUUAAAAAGCACAAACCUUUAAUCUUCGUAGAUGCAAAUCCAGUCUUGAGAGUGUAGUUUGUUAACAAAAUUGUACGACAAGCAAGAAUAAAAACAUGUUGUUUAAAGAUGUUAUUCAGGGGUUAGAUGCAGGACGUGUCUGGUACAAUAGUUCCCGCUUUAGUUUAGAUGCAUCUUUUAUCUUUCUUAACGCACGUCGUCAUGACUCCAGGCAAAAAUAGUGCCAUUUUAGUCCUUAAAUAUGCUUUUCAUACUGCAGAAGACAUUGAAUACCAAAAUCGAGACAUGGACUGCAAUGCCCGAGCAUCUUUUUUUCUUUUUUAGUAGUUCUGUCAAAUGUUAAAAGCAUGAAAAGUAAAGAAGGUUUUUAAGUCAACAAAACGAAUGGAAAUAGCAAAAGUGUCAAGGGAUAUAAAGCGUACAUCACACAGAAUGUAAAAUUAUAGUGAUGGAAGUGUUGAACAUUGGAAUAAAUGAUGCUGACUUGAGUUUAUUUUUAAUUGAUGUCAACACAUGGCUGAGUGAAUAAUUAUAUUUAUUGUUAUAACGGAAAUAAGUUGAUUUACACACUUUGACAUACAGUACAGGCCAAACGUUUGGACACACCUUGUCAUUUCAAUGCGUUUUUCAUGACUAUUUACAUUGUAGAUUGUCACUGAAGGCAUCACAACUAUGACACCUGUGAAGUGAAAACCCUUUCAGGUGACUACCUCUUGAAGCUCAUCGAGAGAAUGCCAAGAGUGUGCGAACAAGUAAUCGGAGCAAAGGGUGGCUAUUUUGAAGAAACUUGAAUAGAAAACAUGUUUUCAGUUAUUUCACCUUGUUUUUGUUAAGUACAUAACUCCACGUGUGUUCAUUCAGUUUCGAUGCCUUCAGUGACAAUCUACAAUGUAAAUAGUCAUGAAAAUAAAGAAAACGCAUUGAAUGAGAAGGUGUGUCCAAACUUUUGGCCUGUACUAUAUACAUACUACGGUAUAUAGUAAACCCUCGUUUAUUGCUAUUAGUUGGUUCCCAGCCUGACCGUGGUAACUUAAUUUCCGCGUAGUAGGAAUGAAUAAUUUGAUAUCUUUAUAGCUACAGCAUAAACAACUGCUUACAACCUUCAAAAUAGGAUUUUUAAUAUUACGAGAGCGUGCUCGACAUGAAAUAACCCCCACAUAUUCGUCUUUACACUCGUUUCAUCCAUUAUAGUAAUGCUGCCUGAUAUUGAACAGCACAUUUUGCUUGGGUUGGUCUCAUUUAAGGGCCAAUACUGCUGUAGUUUUGAUAUUUUUAGUGAAUUUAGCCAUGUUUUAUGCUUGAUGCCUAAAUAAUGCCAAAACUAGAAUAUGUAUUCACGUAAACGAGGCUGACAGUUCAACUAAAAUAGGACAGGAUAGACUUUUAUUAUUUUGUGCUUCAAAAGUAGCGGCUAGCCAGCGAGUGAGCAUCAACUUGCUACCAUCGUCCUCUAUAAAAUUCAGGCAGGCAGAAGAAUUUAAAAUUUUAAAGUGAAAUAAACCUUUCGGUCUUGCCAAAGGACCAUUCUCUUCCAUACGUGUUGUAUGGAAAACGUGCCAUAUUUAUUUAGUUUUACCUAAGCAAAAUAAUCAUUAAAAAUGAUGACAAAUUGCUAAAAAAACAUGUUAUACUAUCAGCAGGUAAGUUGGUUCAUAUUUCAUUCAUGUAUGUGAACAAAGUAAAGUAUACAACUGUGUACUAAUGUCAAAUUAUAAACUGGGUGGAGCUGGGUAGUUUUCACCUGUUUUCGCUAAUUUAUAUUGCUAUUUGUGAUGCUGAUUAUAUUUGGGAUUUCAUGUUUUUACAGCAGAUCUCUAAAAAUACUCUUAACAUACAAUUUUGUAAUCACAGAAUUACACUUGGACAAUUGGGACUUUAUUUAUUGAUACACACUCUUACUGUAUUUCAAUGCGUAGUGUCAUGGCCACCGUGUUGGGUGUUUUCAUUGCCCCUUUGUCCAUUGAUGUGUAUUUCUGGUCUUGUCAUCUUCGUACGGACAAAAGGGUGACACGGCAGUGCGGCUGGAUCAAAAGAGACGUCGGAGACUCUUUACUGGACCAAAAGUUGCUUUAUUACAAGUGAGUGUCAUUAAACAGGUAUGCAGUACCUGGAGGAGCUCAGGUCAAAAAUGAAGGACUCCUAACUUGGAGGAGCCGAACCACAGUCUUAUAUUCCUUCUUUCUCUGUCUGGGUGCUCCUGGCCAUAAAAAGAAAUGUUUGUGUGUAAGUGUCUGGAAAACAACUGCUUUAAGUCAUAACUUAAAUGUUGGCGUUGAGCUAGACAGGUAGUCUCUUCUCCAGGAUAGAGCUAUCACUUUUGCAUUCCGAAGUCUGAAUGUAUUGCCUCUUCUCGUGAGAGAGUUAACCCAGUCCACAUACGAAUGUCCAACUAAGGCCCCUUAAUUUAUGAUGGGCUCAACUAUUAUUUACUUAAACCUGGUGGUUCGCUUUCUCCAAGGUGAAUAUAAACAUUCACCGUUUGUAGAUCACAAUAUGAGUCAAUUAAUUCACGUCACCAUCAAACGUAUUUUCUUACUUUAAGACUGUGUAGCUGCAAUUAUUAGGAAGUAUGAUAGAACCUCGGCUCACAAGGUUUUUGAGAUACGAGGUUUCUCUCAGGUAAUUGUUAGCUUUUCGGUUACAAACCUCCCGAUGCUAGUUGGCGUGGCGAAUGUCACACUGUUCGACGUAGAACGGGUGCCAGGAGUAUGUCAGUGAACCUCACUCCUUGACAACUUCAAGAGUAGUGGCAGUCAGCUUAGGCUUUUAGCCCAGUGGUCAGCACGCUCGCCUCUCAUAUAAACAACCAGGGUUUGUGUCCCCGUGCAGAAUGCGGUACAAAGUCAUGGGGCCAAACUUGUUGGGUUACUCCAGGGGUCGGCAACCCAAAAUGUUGAAAGCGCCAUAUCGGACCAAAAUUACAACAAACAAAUCUGUCUGGAGCCCCCCAAAAUUAAAAACCUUAUAUAAAUGUUAUAAUGAAGAGAACACAUGAUGUAAGUGUCUAUAUUAGCUAUAUUAGCCUACUAUCAAAAUGACUGUGUCACAGGCUGACGCAAAUCUUCGUUAACAGAAAUGUUUUUCAUUUUUAUUCUACACAUUUUUGCAACAUUGGAAAUCAUUAGUAAAAUGGAGGCUUCUCACAGGAAGAGAUAACUUCGGGAAAUGACUGGCUCAGAAUGGCCAAAGGUAUAAAUGUGUGUGUCCAAAUUUCAGGAAACGGUGGGCUAUCUUCUUCUAAUGGAUUUAUUAAAA
Molecule: messenger RNA, 5180 nt
Organism: Nerophis lumbriciformis (worm pipefish)
Lineage: Eukaryota; Metazoa; Chordata; Actinopteri; Syngnathiformes; Syngnathidae
Product: leucine-rich repeat LGI family member 2-like
Biological process (GO): inhibitory synapse assembly
Molecular function (GO): protein binding
Source: RefSeq, a predicted model, not a curated record